Messenger RNA from Pocillopora meandrina, 863 nucleotides. Lineage: Eukaryota; Metazoa; Cnidaria; Anthozoa; Scleractinia; Pocilloporidae. The record is from the annotation of a GenBank genome assembly.
AUGAAAGUUUGUGAAGAGGCUGGACUGUACUGCGAGCUCGAUGACGGAUCGGUUUUAGGUAUUUGAUUUUUAAAAAUUAUCAGUUGAGAGCCUGAAGUCAUCAGGGAUUAUCUUAAUCUCACUAUACGGUCUGAAAAAAUCACGUUUCCCUCGUCAGCUGAUUGUGAGCAAAAUUUAAACCAAUCAGUUGCGACUUGUCCCUCGCGUUCUUCCCGCGCCUCAAGCGCGUUCUACCCGCGCCUCUUGUCCCUCAAUUGUGUUAUUUUUACUUUGAGUUUUCAUUGACUCUUUUAGUAUUCACCCAAGUUUUGAUUGGAAGUAAUGACUACUCUGACUUGUUUUACAACGCUCUUCGAAAUGUCCUUUUACUUUACACAUAGGAAGAAGGGUUAACCAUCUGUGUAUGCCAGACCAUUAAGAAAUUAACGGCUGAUUCUUACUAAUCUGGAUUUAUAUUUGCUAAAAGUAUACAAAUACGAUCGCUUGAAGUUGUUCGUACAAAAGUUGUGACGUCCACUCCUGUUAUCGCAACUUCACUUCUAAGGACAACGGUUCUUUCUCACGACGACUCUCAACCCCUUUGUGACUUCAAAGUUUGAAUUCUCGUAAUAAACCAACUUGAUGAAUCUUACUCCUUUCUAGGUGCCGUAAAAUUCGGUAAGGUAUUGCCAUGGGGGAAAGAUGCUGACAUCAGAUUUCUCUUAGAGAACUAUACAGCAUUUCUGACGCUCCGUUCUCAAUUUGAAGCGGCGGGUUUUAGGUUCAUAGAGGUAAACGGACCAGAGAGGUGUGCAGACGGCAGAAAGACGGGGGAAAGAUCUUCACUCAUAGAAACUAUUGGAGAAUUGAGCUGCACGGCAUAG